Molecule: messenger RNA, 1215 nt
Organism: Penicillium canescens
Lineage: Eukaryota; Fungi; Ascomycota; Eurotiomycetes; Eurotiales; Aspergillaceae
Exons: 1
Coding region: 1-1215 (404 amino acids)
Source: RefSeq, a predicted model, not a curated record
AUGAAGGGGACCUCGAUUUUUCAGUUCAAGUCUUGGCCUAAGAUCCACCAGCCAUUGCCACGGACUCCACGAGAGUCUCAGCAGCUUCUCAAUGCCCUCACAUCGUCCUUUCGUCGUCAGUUAGACCGGGCCUAUCCCGCAGUCAGCAAUGACCGACCUCUUCCAAACCCCGAAUCAUCGGCACAUGCAACCGACUUGCAUCUGCAGAAUAUCCUCGACAAUCCUCUAUUCCGGAUAGUCCCCGCCAAAACCAGUCCUCAGGAAGCCGCGGUGUUGCGGAGCAUAGAGGGACAGCGACGGCUCUCGGAAGAACCCAUGGUGGUUUUUGACGAACUCGCUGCCGCUGGUUCUGCCACUGCAGCCACCAUCAAUGAUUGUCUCAAAUCCCAGCUUCUUCUUGCCAGAUCCCCGGAAGAUAUGAAAGCGUCCCGAGCUGCGGAGAGAGUCGUGAAUUGGUACUGGGCGUCAGAUGGUGCUUCCCGACAGUCACUUCUCCGUACCCGGUCAGCAACGAUCUCGUUGACCAAAUUUAUGGUUGCAGAGGGACUGCAUAGCACUGCUUUGAAGUGGCUGGAGACACUCAUGAGCAAUGACUUAGGUAGCAAAAACGGUAAGAUGACCGAAGGGCUCGCCAGGCAGACCUUCAGUCAUCUUCUCGUCGAUUUUGUCGAUGCAGAAUUACACACCGGUAACGGAUUUGGCUCCGCAAUUGCAACUUACCUGCGUGUAUGCCAGAUGCAUUUCCAAAGCGCAUGUUCCCACAAGUCGAGGAAACCAAUGCUCCUGGCUGCAGCUGCUCACCUAAGCCGUAUGGCCGUGGAGCAAAAGCCAAUGAGAGAUGAGGUAUCAGAGGCAAUAUAUGAUCAUUUCAAGGACGUGGUCUCUGUGCUAUCUCCCCGAUCUUUGUUGGUAGCAUCGGUGGCCGUCUGUCAUCCCACAAACCCCGAUUCCCGUCCAUUCCUCCAAUUUGUGGAGAAUCUGUCACCAACCAAGUUCCAAACGUGGAAUGAGGCCAGACGAGACGCAUUCUUCGAUAUUGGUACCGAGGCACUUCGAGUUCUCGUCGAACGAAAGAGAUUCCGUGAUAUCUCCCGCCUGGAGCAAAAUAUUUCGGCUUUGCUGCCGGAGAAGCCAGCGCCAACGGCCACCGAGAGAUCUGAUACGCACCUAUCCGAAGAGGAACACCUCGCCCGCUUGAACUGGAACUUUACAUGA